UCCGACUUGCGGGGUGUGGUGGAUUUCUCCGCGCCGGGGGCCCAGGUGUUCAGAUCACAGCUCAGUAUUUCUUCAGUCAGUGAUCAAGAUGCCUACAGAGCAGGAUUACAGCCAGUUAGCCAGUGGAAAGCCUAUGGCCUCAAUGGGUAUCCGGGGUUUAUUUUCAUACCAAACCCUUUCCUUCCCGGCUGCCAGCGUCACUGGGUGAAACAGUGUCUCAAGCUAUAUCCCCAGAAACCCAAUGUCUGCAACCUGGACCUGCACAUGGCUCCUGAGAAGACCAUUGACCUGUGGGGACAGAGCAAGGAGCAGCUGAGAAGGAAAGGUUCCAGUAAACGGGAGCCCAGAAGCUUGUUGGAGAAGCUGCGCUGGGUGACCCUUGGUUACCAUUAUAAUUGGGAUACUAAGAAGUACUCAGCAAAUCACCACACUCGUUUCCCCUCAGACCUUGCAUUCCUCUCAGAACAAGUGGCCGCAGCCUGCGGGUUCCGGGGUUUCCAAGCUCAAGCAGGGAUCUUGAACUACUAUCAUUUUGACUCUUCACUGGGAAUUCAUGUAGAUGAGUCUGAACUAGACCAUUCUCGGCCCCUUUUAUCAUUCAGUUUUGGGCAAUCCUCGAUCUUUUUGCUUGGGGGCCUGAAACGGGAGGAUGCCCCAACAGCAAUGUUCAUGCAUAGUGGAGAUAUCAUGGUGAUGUCUGGCUUCAGCCGUCUACUGUACCAUGCUGUGCCCCGGGUCCUCCCCAACCCUGAGGGUACAGCUCUGCCAUCGUGCCUGGACCAAGCACUUCCUUCAGACCUUCCUGUUGGCUCAGUCAUUGAGCACAGCUCUGAUGAGGACUGGCAGGUCUGUGCCAAGUACUUGCAGUCUUCCCGCAUUAAUAUGACUAUUCGGCAGGUGUUGGCUGAGGGUCAGAAAUUUCCAGAGGAAUCUGGGACAAAUGGAGAGGUCCAAGCACUCUCUGAAGACUGUCACCAUCAGGAGAACAGCAGAGCCAAGAGACAUAAACCAAAUAUGGAUAGCUGAGACUGGGAGAUUGUGCUGAAGUGGACUGGACAGGCACCCUCUGUAUGGAAUUGGGAACUCAUGUAAUCAUACUAGAAAUCACCUGUCUGUAUUGGGAUUAAUAAACGUCUGCAGAACAGGUGUUGUCCUCCUUGCUGUAAGAAAUAGGUUGGGGGAGAGAAAGACUUGAAAAGGAAAAGGAGGAGAAGUUCAGGACUGGGACUCAGGAGAUUAAAUCUGUUGCUGUUUUGUUGCAGACCUUUACUGUACUUGGUUCCCUUUAAAAUACCCAUACAUCAUAGAACUUCUAAGUUUGGUUCAGUGAUGCUCAUAAAGUAUUUUUAUGUCAUUGAACAGAAAGUGCUAGCAAAAGAUACAUAAUUGCUAUGUGUUAAAGAAUCCUAUUGGGCUUGUAAAGCUCAGCUGAAGUGCAGUAACAAGUAUGAAGGAGAACAGGCUGCUCUGGGGGUGAGACCUACCUGUGGCAUUUCCAAGAGAAUUGCCUCUACAGCAAACAUCGGUUCAGUGAUCAGAGACUAGCAGCUCCCUCGAGCAAUGCCUGCUGUAAGCUUGCUGUAGUCCUUUGCUCCUCUUCUGCCUUCUUGCACCCCCUCAGCUGCAGCAGAAAAUCCUUGUGGGAGUGGAACUGGGCUUUUUUUGCAUACCUCAGAUUUUAGAGGGAAACAACCGGGGGCAAUAUCUACUCAGAAUAUCUAGUAGCUCCCAGCUGGGCCUCUUCCCAGCAGUAAGUAUGUGACUGAGCUCUACACCUCUGUUCCUUCCAAACUGCCCCCUCUCAAGUGCCUGCAGAUAAUGGUCCUCCCAAGCUAGCAUCUUCAAGGAACAGAAUGACUUGCAAGUAGAAGCACUGAAGUUGUAAAUUAAGUACCUAAAAAAAAAAAAUUAAUCAGUGACUAUCUCUGUCACCCAAAGAUAAAUACUUUGAAACAAAGAAAAGCGCUAGCUUUUGUGCCAGUUCUCCGUAAGGCUCAGACCUUCCUAUUUGCUUUUUAAUGCAAUUUUAAUUGUUGGAGUGGAAUGCACUAUCCCUGGGGUAUUUUGUUGCACUUUUCCACUGAAUAAACUUCCUCGGUUUUUAAAUUAAAGAUCUCUAUCAGUUUGGGGCUGGCUAUUUUCUUUUCUUUUUCUCCCUGUUAGUUAUUUCAGUGUAUUGUUAAUGCUGCUGCAUCCCUUGUGCUGUUCCCUCCAGCCUUCUUUUGGAUCUCCUGCCUCUGCCAUCUGCCAGCUCCAGUAAGGAGCCCUGCACGUGUCUGCAGGGCUCCCUUGCUUAUGGGCAGUUUGGGGUCUGUUGGGUUGUUUUGCCUGCAGGAUCAAAGUCCAAUUUAAUAUGUAUGUGGCAUCUUUUCCUCAUGGGGAAGUGUCUGGUCUGUUUAUUUGAUAGCAGGUGAAGGAGUGUAUGCGUGCAAGUAAUUCCUUAUAUAAUACUGCAAAGGGCUGCAGUAAUUUAAUGUCUAAAAUAAUCAGAUGGGGGUUUUAAUAUCUUAUUCUAUGCCAGAAAUGCAUCCUUUCUGUAUGCUAGGCCUGGUGCAUUUACAACUGAGCCCUGGGAGAGUGAAUACUAUUCUGCAGAGAGCUUACAACAUGACCAGACAGGGAAGUUGACUGAUUAAAGUGCUGGGAAAACAGCAAAGCUGCCUUAGUGGUACCUGAAGGUGGGGAAGGGGAGAGGAAUACUUGUUUUCCUGGCAGUGAGAAGGCAGACUGUGUUCUUCACUCUUGAGAAGGAAGCAAAAAUCUGCCAACUCACUCAGCACUGAAGAUGAGAGAAGACAGAGCUGUGGCACUGGGUGGUUAUGAGCUGGAGCUGGUUUCUUCAAGUCACAGGCUGAGGUUUACAGUCCAUGGUUCUCAUUUCUUAUGUCUGGAGUUCCUCACAAAUAUAAAACAAAUGACAAGCAAUCAUUUAUUCCAGGAUUCAACUGUUCCUGUGAUUCAAGGUCAAGAAACCAUACUGUUUAUCCUCUGCAGUUUGAAACUGUAGUAAAUGCUGCAAACUACUGAUGGCAAUUGGUCAUGGGAAGCAUCCAGUCCACUGAAGCCUUAUGUUUAGUUGUGACUGAGUUGAGAAUUUGCUGACUUACUGGCUUGCAGUUGAGCUUGAUGUUUAAUGCCAGUGUGAGUGAGAGACAGCCCUGAUCUAAUUCUGCAUCAGACACCCAGAAAAUGAGAAGUCCCUGCCCUAGAAAUAGGCAUAUGGGAAAUGACUUGGAGGGAGGGAGAGUCACCUCUGUACAAAGAGAAACAACUCCAAGAGGCGAGAAUUUCCUGAGCUGCCAGCCUAGCGGGAGCAUUGGUUCUGUGAGCACAGAAGAGUGGAGUACAAAUGAGUAAACCGCAGGACUUCUGCGGGCUCUGUAAACCAUGCUUCCAGACCACGAUUUUGAAGAGGCAGCAGCAGCCCCAGGAAGAAGCUGGGGACUAGGGCUGCACCCAGCGAGGCACUUAGCUAAUUGCCCUUCUAGGGCAGAAGGCUUGGGAACCGCUGACCCACUCUGCACAGCUCUCGGCCUGCGACAUUGCACCUCGUUUGUUCAGGUUCAUGAUGGCACAACAGGAUUUUCAUAGCACAGAUCAAAUUUUUAUAUCUAUAGGUACAACAUAUAUUUGUUCAUAUAGGUGCAUGCUGAGAGAAUCUCUCUGGCUUUUGAUUCCUCUAAAGGAGAAGCACUGCCUGAGGGCCACAAGCACAAAAUUGCAUGGAUGGCAUAGGCAGCCAUCUUCUAGGACGUCCUGCUCUG
Messenger RNA from Egretta garzetta (little egret), 3764 nucleotides. RefSeq names its product alkB homolog 1, histone H2A dioxygenase (gene ALKBH1). The annotation marks the transcript as partial. Gene Ontology annotation, cellular component: cytoplasm; nucleus. Gene Ontology annotation, biological process: oxidative RNA demethylation. The transcript has 7 exons. The record is from RefSeq and is a predicted model, not a curated record. NCBI's taxonomy places the organism in Eukaryota, Metazoa, Chordata, Aves, Pelecaniformes, Ardeidae. Gene Ontology annotation, molecular function: oxidative RNA demethylase activity; ferrous iron binding; broad specificity oxidative DNA demethylase activity.